CUCAGUUUGAGUUAUUAAGGAAUCGAAUAAUAUUUAUGUUGCGUAAGAAAGAGCAGUGCUCUCUUAUCUUCCAAAGACUCCUAGCCUAGCCUACCACAAUAAUCCUCACCGUAAUCACUUUUGAAGAUUUCAGUCUGAGAUCAGUUGGUUCAGUCGCAAUCAAUAUUGUCAUAUUUCUAUAAACAGACGGUCAAGUCGAUAGAUAUUCAAAAUGCCUUCUCUGGAAAAGUCAUUCAAAUGUAUUAAAAACGUUAUUUUCGACAUGGAUGGACUUCUUUUAGACACAGAAAUUUUAUAUACAAAAGCUUACGAGAACAUUUUACUGAGAGAAUUCAAGAUCAAAAUGCCGAAAGAUUUCAAAUCUAAAAUAAUGGGACUCAAUACAGACAAAGUCAACGAGAAAUUCAUUGAAACUUUCAAACUUCCUAUCACGGCUGAAAAGUUUCAGGAAAUCAAAGAUAAGGAACUGAACGCCCUCCUUAGCAAGAAUGAGAAGAUGCCAGGAGCUAAAAAACUAGUGGAACAUUUGCACAAGAAAAAUAUACCUAUAGCAGUGGCAACAUCUUCUGGACAGCAGAGCUUCGACCUGAAAACUCAGAAUCACAAGGAAUUUUUCAAACUAUUCAAUCAUAUAGUUCUUGGCAGUUCUGAUCCUGAAGUCAAGAAGGGAAAACCAGCUCCGGAUAUUUUUUUGGUGUGUGCCUCUCGUUUUCCCAACAAACCAAAACCCGAAGAUUGUUUAGUUUUUGAAGAUUCGCCCAAUGGCGUACAGGGGGCAAAAGCUGCUGGAAUGCAAGUGGUGAUGGUGCCUGAUCCAAAUUUGGACAAAGAGCAGACCAAAGACGCUACAUUAGUACUCAAGUCUUUGGAAGAAUUCAAACCAGAGGCUUUUGGGUUGGCCUCCUUUUAAUAAUAAACUGUGGUGAAUUUUCUGACAAGUAAAUAUAUUCAAAACAA
Coccinella septempunctata (seven-spotted ladybird) is the source of this 957-nucleotide messenger RNA. RefSeq names its product pseudouridine-5'-phosphatase-like. The record is from RefSeq and is a predicted model, not a curated record. The coding region runs from base 212 to 910 and encodes 232 amino acids. The transcript has 3 exons. Gene Ontology annotation, molecular function: phosphatase activity. NCBI's taxonomy places the organism in Eukaryota, Metazoa, Arthropoda, Insecta, Coleoptera, Coccinellidae.